CGGAAAUUAGAAAUUCAAAAUAUCUCGACUUUAGCAUAAUCUGCACGUUGUCAGAGUUCCUUGCUAUGGUGGGUGAAAGUUAGCAAAAUGUUUAAUACCUCCGAGCUUUCUCGCUCUACUUUGUCGCCUUUUACACCAAGAAACACGUCAAGGAGAAGUCUUAGUUCUCCCGGGCAGUCAAGUAGAUUAUUUCCUCGUUCAAACAGGUCAGGUACCCACUCACAGAAACCUUCAAUUCCGGCAAGAGUUAUAGAAGAGACACCUUUACAUCUUGUUGAAACCUACGGACUACCUUUGCCGGUUCAAGUGAAUGAAGUUGCUGCAGCUCAUGAAAGAUCCUCUCCUGUCAGUGUGCAUUUAGAUCCUUCUGGCUGGGCAUGGCUGGUUUUCGAAAGAAGGUUGUUAGUUUGGAGAUACAAAUCCACAGAAAAAUCAAAGGCAACAUUUUGCAAAGAGUUUGUUCUCCCACCAACGGAACUCUACAAUAGUGCUAAACUUGUGUGUCUGGUUGGGGCUCCAAACAUCGACUCCAGGCAGUAUGGAGUGCUUGCGGUCUCGCCUGAAGGUCUGGUUUGUUAUUGGCCGAGUAUGAUGUACGAGAGCAGUCCGAUUGAAACCGAAACAGAGCUGGUUGGACAAGAAUUUCAUUCAUUGAUUGAGUUUCAACCUCAUGGUUAUUUACUGUCUACUACAACAAAUGAUAUCUUAUUGUUACAAAUACAGAAGAAAACCAUUUCAUUUCAUCGUUUUCGUCAACCUGGCGGAGUGCUUUCCGGUUUUGGUCGCCGAAUGUCGUCUUUCAUUUUUGGCGCGAAUGAAUCCAGCUCUUCGCUUUUACGUAAAAUAAUUGUGGAAAAGGAUUGCCAAGGUUCCUUAAGAAACUUUUAUGCUCUCUCUGAAAACUCUCUUCGCAAGUGGACUGCUGAAAAUCAUGGAGGCAGAGGAAUUAGCGAAAAGACCGAAGUGGAGUGGAAUAUCUGCGCUCUUUUUGAGCAACAAACGUCUCAACGAUUUCAGAUUGGCUUAGAUAAAGUGAAGUCAUUUUGUAUUGACGCUCAAGAAUCCAGUUCUGGAAUUUCAGUCUUAUCAGCGAUGCUUGUUCAAAAUCCAGAACUUGACGAGGCGCGAAUGUAUUAUUUUCUAGGAACUCUCGAUGUCGACGAUGAAAGUGAUACAUUUGGUCGAUUUGUUUCCUUUGUUCAACUCAGAUUUGCCGAGGAAUACAAGGAGGAAUUGCAUCAAAAACUGGUGGAUUUUCAAUUGCUUAUUCCUGCUUCAAGUAAACAUGCGUUUUUGUACAGCGAGAAUAUCAUUGUUCCUUUUUCAAUCAAAAAUACCGAUGAAGUUUUGAAUAAGGUUGAAUUUCUUGCCGAAGAUGAAGGAUUAUGGGGAUCUGGUUUCUCGGAAAACUUAGCGUUGUUUUUCGUGAGAAGACACGGCAUUAUCAACAUCACAGCUACGACAGAAAAUGAAUCUGAGAGUGAGACCGAACACCUGGCCUCGCCACAUCAGCUCGCCUCUGAAAUACCAGCGCAAGAAGAUAACGUUGGCGCAGGCGAUAACAUGGGGACGUUGAGGACAGCAUUUUUACAGUUUUGUCAAGGAAAUAAGGACCAGGCACAAACAAUGUGUGAGGAACAAUUUGAAGAUAUCUCACUGUUCGAAGGGGUAUCAAGUUUUGACAAUGCUGUUGUGAAUGUUAGUCAAGAAAUUAUCGAUGAUUACCCGGCCUCUGAUCCCAGAUGGGCUGAGGCUGUUCCAGCCGAUUCUGGUUCAUCAUCGGCUUCUCUUAUCAUUAUCCAUCAACUAGAGGACAAACUUAAAGCUCACGAUUACUUUGUACAAUUCUUGAAGGAGGUUUUUCUGUCUCAAAAGCUGUCCACGUUUCAACAGUUUGGAAGGAUCGUUAAUACAAGGCAUUCAUUGUGUGGUCAUGCUGAGAAGCUCAAGUUUGCAAUAGCUCUGAGAAGGCAGCACAACAAACAUCAGGAGUUAAUGGACGGUGCAAUCGAGCUGGUUAUGAAACGCAGAGAUCAAGACUCGGCUCCUAAAGGUCUUACACAACAAGAUUUGUUUUACCGUGAGGUUAGCCGAAUUUCAGACGUUAUUUCUGGGCUACUGGAAUUUGAGAAGUAUAAGUUAUCCCAACAACCAACAAAGCAAGAUUAUCAGGAGAUCAUUAUGGCUGUAAAUAGUAUAUUGGAAAAUACUCUUCAAGAAGCCUGGCAGUAUCGUCAAGCAAACGAACAACACUACACUUCAUCUCGCGAUGAUGAAAUAUUCGUCGAAUUCUUACCUUGGACAGCAUCAACCGGUCCUGAUGGAACUAGGACUCUUCUUCUUGAACAGCUUGACAUCACUCGCGACAGAGCGUUUCCCUUAGCUGAGGACCAGAAGACAAAAGCCGUGUUAGUUCAACAACUUGUCCAUCUCUCGGAUAUCUUACUUGACGGUUAUGUGACACAAUUGAACUCUCUAAGAAAUCUUGACGAUCAAUCCAAAUUUGAGGAAACCACUCAAAAAUACGAGCUUGAUCGCCGUCGAGUUAUCUCCCCGUUAGUUUCUCGUGGCUACCUCGAAGAGGCGCUUUCACUUGCCGAGAAAUAUCGAGAUUUUGACAUUUUGAUCGAAAUUUGUGAAGAACUCCAAGACCAAGAUAAACUACAGCACUACAUGAAUCUGUUCAGCACUGAGAAUUUCUCAGAUUUUGCUUUCAAAUGGUAUAUGGACAGAGGCAAGCGAAGCAAACUCAUGAGUCAGCCAACAACACAACAUGAGAAUCUCUCGAAGUUUUUGUCAUCUCACGACCACCUGAAGUGGCUUCACGACAUCGAGAGACAUUCAUUCUACCAGGCUUUCGAUACACUGAAAGACUUAUCUGAAAAAGAAGAGAUGUAUUUGGGACGGAAAAAGACCUUACUUAGUCUCGCCAAGUUGGCGUUGCUUGCCUCAGAUGAAAGUGAAGAUGAAAAUGUUGUACAAAUUUUAGAUGAUAUAACAAAUCAAGAAACUCUGAUUACACAUCAAGAAACCAUUCCUUCUGAGAUACUACAGAGUGUUUCUGUAGACCCGGUGGACAUGCCACCUCUCACACCAGAUCAACUAAUAGAGCUUUAUAUAAGCGACGUGAACAGAAAUCGUGAUGAAUCUGAUUUCAAAAAAGCUUUGGAUGUUUUGCACAUUGCAUAUACGGACGAAGAUCAACGCGAUGAAUACGAAACACUGCGGUUGAGAAUUUGGUGCCAGGCCAUUCUCGUAGACGACUGGGCAAAUAUGGAAGCGGACGAUCCCAUAUUGGCCGCAAGGAAUACGGUAUUCUUUAAAACGGUCGAAGUAGCUUUGCACGAAGGGUUUGAUUUAGCCUCAUACUUGCCGUCCCUCGAAAGUUUUUUAAAUUCCGAGGAUCUCAAAGCGGUUGGACUGCCCGAGAACUCCACGUUCCAGUAUCUAUUGCGUGCAGGAUAUGAACAGAUUCUGAGAACGCACAGUGACAUGGAUUUUGAAAUUUAAACUGUCGUAAUGAAAACUUCACGCACUAAGGCAUAUCUCGUAAGCCAUAUUUACAUCCAGCUAUCAAAAUCGUUUGUAAUGAUAAGAUUCGUCCAUGAAACAAUCCUCAUGUCGAGUCAAAAAAUAUAAUCAAAGUGGCUAACCUCAGCAGUUCGCAUAUGACAUGUUAUCCUCUCUGAGAUGCCUCAAUUAUGUCGGAGUUUUAAGCUUCCGAAAAGCAACUGGAUUAAAUCUCUGCAAUGCAUUGUCGCUUUGCUCGUUCUCCUUCUGAUCUUGAUAUGGAAAUUUGAACAAGUCCGCGUACUUACUAGAAGAAGCAAUUUUUUUAAAUCAUCGAAACCUCAAGCCAACGACACAGCAAUAACGGAAGAAGAUUUGGUUGCUUCGUACAGUAUCGUGGAAACAGUAAACCCUGCAUUCGCUUGGAAACCUGUAGUUUUACACCUUUCACCAAAAUCCUCGAACAAUUUCAAAGUGGGCCGAAGUACAUUUUGGGGAAGAGCAAAGAGCGACCUUGAAAUUAUUUCACUGAAGGUAGAGCAUAUUAAAGACGAUGUUUACAGAGCCGUAUUUCUUCCAAGCAUCGGAGGUUUAUAUAAGGUCGAUAUUUAUCUAACUUACAUUAACGCAGAGCAACUUGAAUACUCUCGUCAUGUGAAGGCAAGAAUGGUGAACGUAACGGGAUCGCCAUUUUUUCUAGUUGUUCAAGGGCGAACUCCCCCUGGAAAUAUUACGCGAUAUUGUACACAGACCGAGAGCGGUACAGCGCA
Messenger RNA from Dendronephthya gigantea, 4280 nucleotides. Its product is annotated as nuclear pore complex protein Nup133-like. Lineage: Eukaryota; Metazoa; Cnidaria; Anthozoa; Malacalcyonacea; Nephtheidae. The coding region runs from base 88 to 3510 and encodes 1140 amino acids. The transcript is spliced from 39 exons. Gene Ontology annotation, biological process: transcription-dependent tethering of RNA polymerase II gene DNA at nuclear periphery; poly(A)+ mRNA export from nucleus; protein import into nucleus. The record is from RefSeq and is a predicted model, not a curated record. Gene Ontology annotation, molecular function: protein binding; structural constituent of nuclear pore. Gene Ontology annotation, cellular component: nuclear pore outer ring.